GGAAAGAAAAAUCAUGUAUUCAUUUUCACAGGCCCAAAGAAGAGGAUGUUCUGAAAUCCUAGAAUCAUUAAACUACAGUAAUUUGCUUGAACUGAAGGACACUGUAGCCAGAAAGAUAAAUGUGUGGAGUACAGAAGGUAAGUACGAUCAGGCCGAUUUCUAUCUAACAAAUAGAUUAUAAUUGUUUAUAACUGUGUAACUCUCUCUUGUGCAUCAUUGGAUAUGUUUUCUCUUUAGACUAUUUUUGGGUUCUGAACUCAACCUUGUGUGUAAAAUUGCACGUUUACACUCGAAUAAUUUUUAAAUGUAUUUAAAGAAAAAUGUACUUAAGGAAGCCUUGAAUGUACUGUAUAUAUAUAUAUAAAAACAUUCUCUGUCCUCUGGACGUAUUUGCUAAUUUUUUUUACCUUCAGCUGAUGAAAAAUAAUUUUUACAUUGGGUGCAGAGCACAAUGCUCUCAUUUAAAAUUAUGCUUUUGUGUUGUGAUUAUGUGGUUUUCACCAUCUCAAUAGACUUUCUCAAAAACGCAUGACAUUCCUACAUCAACCUGCCCUAACUUAUCUAGUAGCAUAUGCAGUGAAUAAUUAGCAUCUCAUUGUCUUCUGGCAAGAUAGCACCAAUGUCCAACGGCAACAUCUUGUAGACAGUUUACAGAACUACUGGAUACUAGUUUUCUGCUAAAUAUACUUCUGAACUGUGAUUAUUUGCAGCCUGUAAUUUCCCUUUUUAACAAUAUAGUUUUUGGGACAACUGAAUGAUCUGGCGCUUCUGUGAUUUCCUGGGGGAUUCGGCAUGGAAUACAGCUGUGGCUGUAGCUGGGGGUGGCUGCGUUUAUUCCUAAUGGCACAACAUAGCACAAACCCGUGGUUGGCUCCAUUGCUCCACUCUGAGUAAAGCGCUGAGCCAGAUUAAGUUCAAUGAGAAUGGAAAACGAAUGGGUGUUCGUGCCACCUGCCUGUGUUUGACUGGUAUCCUACUCAGUGUUGCCGGCGGAAGGUGCUGCAGUCUUGGAUCCCAGGCCGGGAGGUCCAAUUGCCUUGGCAGUUCGUGGCGAUGGACUCACUUCUGGCUGCAUUUUCAUGUUUAAUGUCUUCACUGUUGAAAAUGCUUUAUUAUUUGUGUGAUUGAGACCUUUCGGCAUGCAAGUGGAUCUGUGGUUGAGACCUGCAGCUAAAUGGCAGACACAGCAGCGAAUUUCCUGACGCGGUAGCCGCAGCCAUUGGCUCCUGUACCGUGUGGCCGCAGCCGUUGGCUCCUGGACUGGCUUCACUCGCCUCAGCGGUUCAUGGUUGUGGACGCACUUCAGGGUUCUCUGCCGUUUGAUGUUUAAUGCCUUGUGUAUUGUUUGUUCGCUUUUUGUUGCUGCUUGGUUUGGAAUUUUUUUUUUACGCACGUUUGAUGGUCUUUUGCGGGUUUUUUCUUUAAACGGGUUCUUUGGAGUUGCUUCGUUUUGCGAGGAGACAAAUCUCAACUUCGACCUCAUCAAUGUCAUUCUGAAACACAGCCAAAGUGCAGAAGAGCUCCUAAAACGCAGGAAGGUUCUGCGCGAGGAAAUAUUGAAGUACCUGAUUAAACAUGGUGUCACUGUUUCUACAUCGUCAGACAAACAGCAACUUAUUAAUAAAGCUUUGGUCUAUUGGAUAAUGUCAGAAAUGAAUAGAGAGCCAACAGCAGCUAAAAAAGAUGUGCAAGUUCUGCACCAAAAACAGAGGGAAGAACUGGGGCAAAAGUUAGUGGAGAAUACUGAAAGUAUAGUGGUAAAACCACAGACAACGACUUCCACAACAUUGAGAGAACUGAGGCAGGUGAGACAGGCAGAGGAGCAGAAGGAGAAAGAAGAGAAGGAAAAGAGACAAGAGGAGCAAUUGCGAAGGCAAGAGGAAAUACGGACUCCACCGCAGGAUGCAAUGCCCAUGGAGUUGAACAUAAAUGUGAAUAUUUUGCAGUAUCAUCCCCCAUCUCAGCAAGAGGCAAGUGGAGUCUCAGGAGGUGAACAAAUGGGCAAGGAGUUCUGUGAAUGGUUCUUCCAGCUUCUGAACUCUCAGAAUCCUUCCUUUGGACAAAAGGCUGAAGAGUGGGGCCCCCAGCACUUUUGGGACGAUGCAAUCCUUCACUUUACCUAUUGUAUCCAGGAACUCGUAGAAGAACAACAUCAGAGUUCUGUGACUGUUAGUUUGCGCCUGCUGUCACUGGUAAAAGAUGAACAACUGCUCUUCAACCCCAAUAUCAGCCAGAGUGGUCUGAUGUGUGUAACUUCUCCACACGGAAUAGUUGCCAUAGCAGUGGCUGGCACCAUUCACAGGAAUUGCCAAUGCCUAGGUGUUUUUGAACAGCUCAUUGGGCUCAUACGCACACCAGUCUAUGGAAACAAUUGGAAAAUCAGGUAUAUUAACCUUAAGGUGAAAGCUUUUAAUGAUCAGCCUGUAAUUCUGCAACCCAGUGUAUCUGUUCAGAUGACAGAACUACAAGCCUGUAUCAAUGAAUUAAGUGCAUUUCCGAAGUAAUUUACUUUGAAAAUCAUUUUCACUUUAUAGCCUGAAAGGAUUUGAAAUUUGUGUGGAUUUAUGUAAUGGGUAGGCAUUUUCCUGCAUAAAUGACACUGGAUAAUAAAAUUAAAAAAUUACCCUCCUUCUGGAUUUGCAACUAUUUUCACAUAUGGAAGUUUUACCAACUAUUGUAAUCUUAGGAACCUAUCUUCUACUUUAAAAGACAGUACUGCGCUAAAGUCUUAGACACAUAAUGAAGUUAGGACUGAUCAGACACCUCCCUGAUGGUAUUGCAUGAUGGAUCAGAAUCUGUUUGUACUUCUCAGCAUUGAGGAUUCCAUUACUUCUGACCAGAUCACCAACUCCAUUUGCAGAAAUGCAGGCCCAAACUGGCAGGGAACCUCUGACCUCUGAACCUCUGUUUGCUGCAGACAUGCAUCUGUGUAUCGCUCUCCAGCUUUUCUAUAGACAAACUGCCUCCUGUCUGAGCCAAAAAUUUCAAAUUUUGACUUUUCAUUCCAGAGUAGUUGCUGCCAUCGUUCAGCACACCCGUCCUGGGUUUUUGUGCGUAGGCGAGUCUCUUGGCUUUGCUUCCACUUUAAAGGAAUGGCUUUUUGGCGGCAACUCGUCUAUGAAUAUUUCUGACAAGACUUCUCCAGAUUAUAGAGGGGUGUACUUGGGUUUCAGUGGCUUCUGUGUGUUCAGAGCUGAUAGCAGUACUGGACUGCUUCUGAGUUAGAAGGGACAUUAGUUUGGUGUUUAUCCGUCUCCUACACUCCUUUCAUGUCCGACCACUGCACUUCAGAUUGUCAACCUUGCCUGUUUUUAUGUGCUUUUUCAGAAUAGAUUGGACAGCACAUCUUAAAUCUCUUGCCUGCCACAACAUUUCUGCUUGGGAGAGACAUUGCUGAUGCAGGAUGACCACCUUGUAGUCUUGUUACGGUGUAAGAAUUGAUGAUUUAAAGAUUAAGCCCCCACAUUUGCCACAAUCUCACCUUUUAAUUUGGUUGUCCUUCAUCUAGUUUGAUUUCUGUUUCAGUUAAUCAGUUUAGUUCAUUCAAUACAUUAUGUUUUUGAUCAUUAGCAUCCUUUUUGUUUAUCUUGGUUUGAUCGUGCAUUGGCCUAGAUACAUACUAAGUAAUCAAGAUUUUACUUGAAAGGUGGUUUAUUAUAUAUUACUUUCUUCAGAGAACUACAUAAGUUCUUGGUAACAUUUAAUUUUUUGGAAAAUGAAUAUUUAGAAAUCUAAAAUUUGCUCUCUUCUACUGACACUAUUGCAGAAGAGAAAAUUAAACAUUUAAAACAAAAUUUGAAUAUAAAAUCUAGGCUGCCAAAGAUUCUUGCACAGAACUGUAGUUAUUGUAAAAAGAAAACUGACCUUCCAAAAAAGAUGAUUUAGGGAUGAAAAUCCUUUGUGCAUUAUUUUUAAUCAACAGAUCAAUAUAUUUAGUAAAUGUCAAUUUGCAUCAUUUCAUUUAAAUCAUUAGUGCAUAUAUAAAUUACUUUUGUUAAAUCACUAUAGAAAGGAGCCUUUUGCAAGCACCAAUAAAAUGGGGGCAAGUGAAAAAUCCAGAUGAAAGCUUUUAACAAUCAGCUGGCAAUGAUCCAACCCCGUGUCUGUAUCUGUUCAGAUGACAAUACUACAGGUUCACGUCAAAGAAUUAACUGCACUUCUGAAGUCGGCAGAUUUUGGAUAGGGAAGGACAGUGUGCUGAGGUAUAUCAGCUGUGACUAUGAUGAACAGGCUCGAAGGGCAAAACAGCCACUGGUGCUCUUAUCUCUUACCUUUUAUGUUAUCAUUUGUAUUAAAUAGAAGCUUGUGUUUAAAUGGGACAUUUAUUAGAGUUUUUAUGUUCUCAGUGACAGUGACGAUGGGUCUCUUUCAUCCUAAUGUGCUUGUGCUUGUCUGGUAGAAAAAGCUAACUUUGAACUGCAGGGUGAAUAAAAGGAUGGAGACCCCACCUAGAAAAUAUUUAUUGGAGGGUUGGGGGUAUAAGGUGUGGAUCUUUCUUAAUUGUGCAAAAAGGUGAUGCUCCUGGACAUGAAACAUAAGCAAGAACUCUUUACUUUUAAUAUCUGCUGCUUCUUAUUAACAUUGAUGAAGAAGGACUUUCUCAAUUCAUUAUUUUCUGUGUAUUGUCUGGACCGGGUUUUAUGCUUCACUGAUUAUUUGAUUGUUACACUGUAAUUAUCA
Messenger RNA from Hypanus sabinus (Atlantic stingray), 4680 nucleotides. RefSeq lists its product as uncharacterized. The coding region runs from base 1323 to 2504 and encodes 393 amino acids. Lineage: Eukaryota; Metazoa; Chordata; Chondrichthyes; Myliobatiformes; Dasyatidae. The record is from RefSeq and is a predicted model, not a curated record. The transcript is spliced from 3 exons.